AUGUCUAACAAAUAUGACGAUUUACUUACAAUAAUUGCUAAUUUGGAAAAAGAAAGGAAAGAGGACAAACGGCGCAUGGCUUUAAUGGAGGAUAGAUUGGAAACUAUGGAGCGUAAAAUGCGUGCAUCGGGGAUUGAAACCGGAAAGGCCGUUAAUAUUAGUAUAGAAGACUCCGAAUUGAAAGAUAUAUAUAGAUUGAACUCCAAGGACAGUUCUGGUCCGAUUAUAGUGGAACUAAGCUCCGUUAUCAGCAAGGAAAAAAUACUUAGAGCGGUAAAAAGUUUUAAUAAAAACAAACCGAGAGACGAGAAAUUAAAUACUUCUCACCUACAACUGCAACAACCAAAGAAACCAGUGUUUAUAUCAGAAACUUUAACUCAAAAGACUCAAAAAAUAUUUCAACUCGCAAGAGCAUUCAAAAAGGCACACAGUUUUAUGUACUGCUGGACUCUGAACGGAACUGUUUACCUACGCAAAGAUGAAAAAUCCAGCCAGAUACGAAUUAACAGUGAAGCCGAUCUCGAAAAUUUAAGGAAGACUCAAUGA
Messenger RNA from Parnassius apollo (apollo), 546 nucleotides. NCBI's taxonomy places the organism in Eukaryota, Metazoa, Arthropoda, Insecta, Lepidoptera, Papilionidae. The record is from the annotation of a GenBank genome assembly.